AUGAAGUUCUUUGAGAACGUAUUCACGUACGAUUACUCUUUCCCGGCCGUGUCGCUCGCCUACUUUCUCCGUUAUCCGAAUCCAUACUCUCGCCAUGUCCUGACCACCGAUGUGAUUGACCGUUACGUGGACCCAAAAACAGAGCGUCUCCAUACAAUCCGCCUUCAUUUGAAGAAAUCCAAGGUGCCUGCAGGUAUCUUGAAACUGCUCCCAAAGGGAAUCGGUGGCUCGGACAAUUCCGGCCAGAGCUACAUCCUCGAAACCACUAUUGUCGAUAUCAAGGAAGGCUGGAUGCAAACUGAGUCGCGGAACAUGGAAUGGACUGGAAUUUUGAGUGUUGUUGAGAAGCAAGUGUACACGCGCCAACCACUUGAGGGGGCGCUUGAAAGUUUGGAGGGUCUCUCGCUGGAUGAUAAGAGAAGUGAGCAGACGCAGGUCAAAACCACCGUCACGUUCCGUUCUCGGCUUGGCCAGGGCAAACUUCUCGGAGGAAAGAAGAAGAUCGAAUCAAUUGCUGAGCAGACGGCUGAUCAUGAUGAGGAGAUCCCGAAGAAGGGCUUCUUUUCCUCGCUGUCCACGGCCGGUAUUCAAAGAACCAUUGAGCUCAUUGGCGUGAGCAGAACCCGUGAUGCUGUGCUCAAAAGUAAGGAAGGCAUGAACGUUGUUCUCGAGCGUCUGCGUCAUGGCGGUAUUGUCGGCGUCCUUGAGGGAAUGCGGCAGGACCGAGAAGCUGCCUUUGGAAAAGAGGGACCAUGGAAGCGUGCCUGGCUCAGGGGCAAUGGGCUCAAGGAGCGGGCCUACAUGGACGAUGAUGAUAACUAA
Aspergillus clavatus NRRL 1 is the source of this 822-nucleotide messenger RNA. Its product is annotated as MSF1 domain protein. The coding region runs from base 1 to 822 and encodes 273 amino acids. The record is from RefSeq and is a predicted model, not a curated record. The transcript has a single exon. Gene Ontology annotation, biological process: phospholipid transport. Lineage: Eukaryota; Fungi; Ascomycota; Eurotiomycetes; Eurotiales; Aspergillaceae. Gene Ontology annotation, molecular function: phosphatidic acid transfer activity. Gene Ontology annotation, cellular component: mitochondrial intermembrane space.